CCCCGUAUUCUCAGUAUGACUUCUGGGAAGGCAUUCCUUCGAAUUGCCAAAGAAUUUUUUAACAGGAGUGGUUUCUCUUACCUGUGGUCUGCGGACAGGUAUCGACAAGGCACGAUACUCGAUACGUCAGUGGUCAUUACAAGCAUAUUUCAUAGUAACGGCUUGGUAACUGGACGAAGGAAAAUGUCGACCCAAGAAAUCCUUUAUUCACCAAGUGAAUGGAGUAAAAGAUUUAAACCGGAAGAAUUAAUAUCACGGUUUUUAAUUCUUGCAGUGAACGUAAUGAAAAAAGCACGAAACACUACGAAGUGUCUUUUAGACAUCCCAUAUGGUCCAACAGAGCGUACGAAAUAUGAUAUUUAUGGAACCGACUUACCCAAUGAUGCACCAAUAUUUAUAUAUAUUCAUGGUGGUUAUUGGCAAGAAUUAAGUAAAGAUUUCGGAGGAUUUUCAGUGCCAGUUCUUGUCGCCAAUAAAAUUAAAGUUGUAUUGAUCGGAUAUGAUCUAUGUCCUAAUGUUAAAUUACAGGAUAUAAUUUCUCAAAUAAAAAUUGCAAUUGAGACAAUUUUAAGUUCUGCUGUAAAUUCUGGAUGUCGAUGCGUUUGGAUAUGCGGUCACAGUGCUGGUGCACAUUUAGCAGCCGCAUUUUUACACGAUACAAAAUGGAUUGAAUGUAUGACGAAGCGAGGAUAUUUUCAAUUGAUAAAAGGUCUGUUGCUCGCUGGCGGAAUUUAUAAUUUAGGACCUCUUACCAAUACCUCGUAUAAUGAAGCUUUAAAACUUUCGGAAGAUGAUAUUAGAGAAUUAAGUUUUUCUACUCUCGAUACUAAAGAAUAUAAACCUAUUAAAAAUUUAAAAGUAAUCGUUACUGUAGGAGAGUGUGAUUCUCCUGUAUUUAUUAACGAAACACGUGAAUAUGCUCAAAAAAUUAUGUCUUUUGUGGAUAACGUAGAGUAUAUUUUAUUACGCGACAACAUUGAUCAUUUUGAUAUCGUAGAAAAUUUAUUAGAUACUGAAUUUGUUUUAACACGAUUAAUAUUGCAAUAUAUGAAUGUAUAGAAACACGAAUACUUAAAGUAUAUAAUUAAAAACGAAGCAUACAUAUAUA
Messenger RNA from Vespa mandarinia (Asian giant hornet), 1108 nucleotides. RefSeq names its product kynurenine formamidase (gene KFase). Gene Ontology annotation, molecular function: arylformamidase activity. Lineage: Eukaryota; Metazoa; Arthropoda; Insecta; Hymenoptera; Vespidae. The record is from RefSeq and is a predicted model, not a curated record.